AUGGAAGGUGGAGAUAUGGAUUCACUGUUUGAAGGGAUGGUGUUGUUCAACCCUACCCAAAUUGAAGACAAGAAUCACGGCGAUCAUUCUGAAGCAACAGUAUCAUCGACUUCCCAACAACCCCUUGACGAUCAUUCUGAAGCAACAGUAUCAUCGACUUCCCAACAACCCCUUGACGAAGAUAUCUUCUCUGACCUCACCCUCGUUGUCGAUCCCCCCGACACUGAUCUUCAAUCUCAAUCUUCCCACCACCACCACCACCCUUCUUUCUCCAGAAGGAGAAAACGAUCUGGCUUGAGAAUAGGUUACGGCAGAGACACCGUCGAUGUCGAUGUCGAUCCUUCUCCGCCUCUUCAUAUUUCUACUUUCCCUGCCUCGCCCCUUGAUUCCAUGUUUGUAGCUGAUGUUACUACUUCUGAUGCUGCCAAUACCCUACCAUCUAGUGCUACUGAUGUUGAUGCUGCCAAUACCCUACCAUCUAGUGCUACUGAUGUUGACGCUGAUAGUGUCAGUGUCAAUACCCAACCAUCUGGUGCUACUGAUGUUGAUGCUGUUAGUGUUAAUACCCAACCAUCUGGUGCUACUGUUAGUGUUAGUGUUAAUACCCAGCCAUCUAGUGCUACUCAAUCCACCACCCAAGUUGAAACUUUUUCCGAGGAAGGGUUCAGGCAAAUUAAGGACACAAUACAUGACAAGCUUAAUCAUGCUCGUCAACUCGUCACUUCUGCAUCUUCUGCCCGAAAGGAUGCUAUCAGGAGUAGAAGAAAGGCCCUAGAGAAUGCAAAUCUUGCUUCCCUCAAAUACAUAGAACUUGAAAAUCAAUUGGAACAAGCCUGUGAAGCUGAAGAUUUUGAAACAGCAGAAAAGGUUAGCGAAUACCUUUCUGCUGCUGAGAAGGAGAAACAAAUCUUUGCAACUUCAUUGAAACAAGCCGAUGCCUUUCUCGGUGCUUUAGAUUUGAAAUUGCAGCAUGCCCUUCAAACUCACAUAGCUGCCGAGGAAGAAUGUGCAAUCUUACUCCACCAUUAUGCAACUAAUGCUGUAAAUGAUGCAGAUUUUGCGAUGAAGAAAGCAACAUUGCUGCAUUCAAAAGAAAUGGAACAAUGGCUUUCAUCGUCAGAAGCCUUGGAGGUUAAAAGGAUGGAGUUGGAAAUUGAAUCACAUUUUAUAAGUGAAGCUCAUACAGAACUUAAUAAUAACAUUGAGCAUUCAAUCGAGGAUGAUAAAAAAGAAAAAGAGAUCCUUUGUCAACGAAAGAGCAUGCUGAUGGGCGAAUUGGAGAAACUUCUUGCUUUAGUAAAACAGAAAGAAAAAGAGAUAGCUGACAAUGAUUCUGAUUUAAAAGCAGUAGAGCAUAAGAUAAAUAAUGUUGUCUCUGGAUUUAAAGAGAUUCAGUCAACCAUUGACGUGAAGAAUGAUAAAUUGCAAUCUGAACUUGCUCAAGUGAAAUUAGAGACUGAAACUUUGUCACUGAAGAAAGACGAAAUUGAUAACUUUCUGGUUAGGGAAGAAGGAAUGGGAGCAAAACUUAGGGAAUUUGCUAGGGUUUCUGAGGAGGAAGCUAAAGGAUACACGAAAAUAGUCAAAUUAAGAAGAAGUUUGAUGUCAUAUAUAUUGAAGUCUGGGGAGGAUAAACUGAGACUUACAAACAACGAGGAAAAGCUUUCUGGAGACGUGAAAUUGUUUCAACAGGAGGUUUCUGCUGCCAGAGCUUCCUUGCAGGAACUAUCUUCAAAAAAGUCGAGCAUCCAGCAAGAUAUAGCAUCCUUGAAGCAGAGGAUUAUCUUCAUAGAUAAGAGAGUCCCAGAACUUGAAGCAGAAAAGAAAGUUGCUACUGCUGCAAGAAAUUUCAAGGAAGCUGCCCGAAUAGCUAGUGAGGCUAAAUCACUGUGUGUUGAAAAAGAGAAUAUCCAGAUGGAAAUGGAUACGGCCACUUCAAAUUUGGAAAAGCUUGAGGAUGAAAUUAAAGGCACCUUUGAUAAAUUGCAGGAGACUGAGGGAAUGAUCUUAUUGAAGGAGAAAGAGUUAGCAAUGGCUAAAUAUCAAAUGCUACUUUUGACAGCUGCUACUGCUAGAGCUGAAAAAAAGGCUGCCCAAGAAAUGGGUGAUGCAGAAGAAGCUAAUCUCCUUCUUGCAGAAGCUGAGGCAGCUGACUGUGAAGCCGAGAGAAUUCGAUCAACAUACAAUUUCAAAGUGGAAGACGUUUCAAAUUUACCAAAAGAUUUGAUUUCAAUGGACCUUGUAUCAAUUAUUGAUCAAAAACAAUUGGAAAAAUUAGCUAUCACUUCAUCUGUUUAG
Molecule: messenger RNA, 2298 nt
Organism: Lathyrus sativus (Indian pea)
Lineage: Eukaryota; Viridiplantae; Streptophyta; Magnoliopsida; Fabales; Fabaceae
Source: the annotation of a GenBank genome assembly